Molecule: messenger RNA, 2094 nt
Organism: Glycine soja
Lineage: Eukaryota; Viridiplantae; Streptophyta; Magnoliopsida; Fabales; Fabaceae
Product: WD repeat-containing protein 53-like
Exons: 11
Coding region: 378-1532 (384 amino acids)
Molecular function (GO): protein binding
Source: RefSeq, a predicted model, not a curated record
AUCUAAUGAUCUAACACUCGGGCGUGAGAAAAAUAUUUUUGAAAAAUAAUGGCCAUAGUGUGUCACGAAAGUCGGGUUCAGUGGAGACAUUUGACAAACACAUAAAUAGCAUAUCAAAGAGAAUUAAUUCCUGGCGCCUGGUGUGAGUGAGGCUUUGCCGCGCGGUUUCAUUUCAUUUCACCGCAGCAAGUUCGUUUCGGUGACUCCAUAAUUCCCAAUCAUCACCGCAGCAACCAAAUAGGGUCUGCGUUUCGUGCAAUCAAUCAAUCAAUCAAUCCAUUACAUUACACUGCAUGUUAUAUAAUCACACACACACACACACACACACACACACACACACCUGAACCAAUUUAGGUUUAGAGGAAACGGCAUCGUCGAUGGCUGAGAAGGAUGCGACGAAGCUUAAGCUGAAGCCUCGAAGACUCAAGGGUCACGACGACAGCACAACCUGCUGCAUUGCCUCACGUGAACGCUCUCAUCUCAUCGUCACUUCCGGCGAUGAUGGUCGUGUUUGCUGGUUUGACUUGCGAUGCCCUGAUGAGCCGAGACUGGUUAUGGAUGUUAGCGUGGAGCCAGUUUCCUCCCUUUGUUUCAAGUCAGGGAUGGAAGAUAUGAUUUAUGUCUCCUCAGGAAAGGAAAUCAAGUGUUUUGAUGUGCGAUUGGCUGCCGCCCAAUGGAAGCCAUUGGAGAAUUAUAAUUAUAACAAAGAAGAGAUAAACAAGGUUGUAUGCAACUCAAAGUCCUCAUUUCUUGCUGCAGCAGAUGAUAAUGGCGAGGUGAAGAUAAUUGACAUUCAUCAGCAAUGCCUGUAUAAAACACUACGAGCUGGUCAUACAAGUAUAUGUAGCACUGUGGAAUUCCUUCCUUGGAGAUCCUGGGAAGUCAUUAGUGGAGGUCUUGAUUCAAUGCUCAUGUUGUGGGACUUCUCCAAAGGGCGCCCCUACAAAGUAGUGGAUUUUGCUACAUUUGAUGUGAGUAGUGGCAUUGCUGGCCGGUGUGUCAAUCCUGCUUUUGUUCAUGCCAUAGCUAUUCCAGAAGUCGACAUGCUAGAUAAAUUAGACAAAAUAUGUGCUGUUGCAAGGGGAGAUGGAGCUAUUGAUGUGAUUAAUAUAGAAACAGAAAUGGCUGCUACAAAAUCAAAAAGCUCUUCAAAUUCACGAAAAGGAUCACACUCAAGAUCAAAAGAUGGUAGUUCAUCUAGCAAUACAGAUGCAGAUCAAAAUGGAAAAAAGAGGUUGCAUUUGGAUUACACUUUGGGUGGUCACACUGCAGCUGUUUCCAGCCUGGCAUUUUCAUUGUUUGGGGAAAGAGGGAAAUUCUUGAUAUCUGGAGGAAAUGAUAAGUUGGUGAAGGUAUGGAAUUUGUCCUGUUAUCCAGAUGCUGGGUUAAGUGACGACAACAACAACAAUAUCCUACAUUUGAACAUUGAAGUACCUCGAAAAGUCAAUUGGCUGUGUACCACCUCAGCUGAUACAGACAACCUUGUUGUGUGUGACACAUCUAAAGUAGUAAAGGUCUACUCUAUAACAUAGUUUAAAGCUAGAUGACAGUGAUUCUUGGAAUGAGUAUUCCUGGAGAGCAAACAAAACCUAAAAUGACUGUUUGAAAAUGUAAUGUUGCACUUAUUCUGAAGAUCGCUCUCCUGACAGGAAAUGUGCUAAUGGCCCAAGGCUUAGCCUAGAUAUACCUGCCUAGGUGCCUGCUAUGCGAUUCUCUCCCGGAUUCAUUGCCUACAGGAGCUGUUCAAUGAUGACCUAUAAUUAUUCAUUUACAUGGUGAUGGUGUGAUUCAUGCCAUGUGUUUACUUGCACUUUUCCAUUCGCCUAUGUUAUCUCGCCUCGCUCUUCCAGAAUAUCUCUUGCUUUCUUCUAAUUUUUGGCUGUCAAAGCUAUUAUUUGUAAAUGUUUAAUGUCUGCCAGAAAUUAGAAGUGAAGCUUCUCUUGCUAAGAGUUCUCGUGCAAAUUUAUUUCUUUUUACAUUUAAGUUGAUUGUAUUCGAGUAAUUGUUAGUGAACACUGAACAAAGUAACUCACUAUUAUGAGUGUGUUUGGAUUGAUAAAAUUGAUUUUAAUUAAAAUUGAUUUUAAAGUGAUA